AUGGCAGAAAAAAUCCAUCCUUCUUCCAGACCAACAACAGUAAAUGGUCACGCCCCCACCAGCACCGCCGCCAAUGGUAAUGGUAAUGGUAAUGGUAACCCAUCGUUUCCGGCCAACAAAGCUCAACUCUACAACUCAACUCGCCCAGUCUACCGUCCUCUACCCCGCCGCAACCGCCGUAGUUGUUGUUGCUCUUGUUGCCUCUGGAUUACUUUCGUUAUCCUCCUUCUGAUCUUCAUCGCCGCCAUAGCCGGCGGUGUGUUUUACGUCCUCUACCGCCCCCACCGCCCUUCCUUCGCUGUUUCAUCGCUCCAGGUCUCUCAAUUUAACCUAACCUCAUCGAAUCAACUCAACACUAAAUUCAAUUUUACCGUCACUGCUCGUAAUCCUAACAAGAAGAUCGCGUUCUACUACGAUCUGGUCUCCGUUUCGAUUGAUUCGAAAGGAGUCGAUGUCGGUGACGGAUCGAUACCGGCGUUCAUGAUGCCUAAGAAGAAUACGACGAAGUUGAGGACGAUUGUGUCGACGAGUGGACAGAGUGUGGAUGAUAGUAGCGAUCUGAAAUCGGAUCUGAAGAACAAGAAGAGUUUGCCAUUAACUAUCCAGCUUGAUACGAAGGUGAAGGUGAAGAUCGGAAGCUUUAACACUAAAAAAGUACCAAUCAGGGUGGUUUGUAAAGGGAUUAAGGUGACAGCACCCACCGGUAAGUUAGCAACGACGGCGACAACUUCCGAUGUGAAAUGUAAGGUGGAUCUUCGAAUCAAGAUCUGGAAAUGGAGGAUUUGA
This is a messenger RNA of Lactuca saligna, 786 nucleotides long. Lineage: Eukaryota; Viridiplantae; Streptophyta; Magnoliopsida; Asterales; Asteraceae. The record is from the annotation of a GenBank genome assembly.